This is a messenger RNA of Larimichthys crocea (large yellow croaker), 1080 nucleotides long. RefSeq lists its product as uncharacterized. The transcript has 7 exons. The record is from RefSeq and is a predicted model, not a curated record. Gene Ontology annotation, molecular function: ubiquitin-protein transferase activity. NCBI's taxonomy places the organism in Eukaryota, Metazoa, Chordata, Actinopteri, Sciaenidae. Bases 45 to 980 code for a protein of 311 amino acids.
UCUUAACAGGUGAUGUUGCAAGGGGGAGUGGGGUCGACCGUCACAUGAUGUCAUCAGUCAUUUUCAAGCUUAUGAGUGGAUUCCAUCUAAACUUAGGAAAUGUGGCCAUCAACAAAAUCUUUGAGGGAGAGCCUGAUCACCUCAUCCCCUCAGUUUUAGAUGAAUUUCUUGACAAUGACAUGUUCACAGUCGCAGGCCGGAUGAUUGGCCAUUCUUUCUUGUAUCGCGGCCCGAGUUUCCCGGGACUUAGCCCAGCUAUUAUUCACAUUCUCUUUGGAGGUUCGCUGGAGACCACUCCUGUGACAAUACAAGAUUGCCCAGAUCUGGACAUCCGUGACAUUGUGAAAAUGCUCUAUGGCGAUGCUGAAUUAAAAGAAUGUGACUCCAUUCAUCAGCUGUGUCUGUCAUGGGACCUGCCAGCACCAAAUGCUACCAACAGGAAAUGGCUGUCUCAAAAGCUUCUUCUGCAUGCUGUUGUUGAACAAACAAGGCGUCAAAUCAAUCAGUUUCAAAAAGGCUUAAAAGAGACAGGCAUAUGGGAGCUUCUCAUUCACAGAAGAGAUGUAAUUCCAAUCCUGUUUCCCAGGGAAUCAGAAGCACAAAUCACACCUCAGAUGAUCUUGGAUCGCAUCAUAUGGCCAUCAUCUAUAACUGUCUUCUUUGAGAACUACGAAGACGAAGACGGAGAUGAAGACGAAGAUAGUUACGAUGCCAUAGACGUAUGUCGAGUAUGCGGCUACUUGAAGACAUUCAUUGAAAAUGUGUCUCCUGCUGAGUUAAAGAGGCUCAUAAAGUUCUGGACAGGAUGGGAGGUGCCAGCCACAGAGAUGAGGGUGAAAAUACAUGAGGCUACAUUUCCAACAGCUUUAACAUGUUUUGAGACGCUAAGGCUGCCGAGGCAUUACACAGAAUACAAACAAUUUCAUCAAGAUUUGCGUGUAUGCACAUCAAUCGGUUGCAGCAGCUUUGGUUGUGUCUGAAGUAGAACGAUGUUUAAAUGGAUGUAAAUUGAAUGUGUGGAACUUGCCAAUGUGUGUGUGUGUGACUGUUAUAAUGUCAAUAAUAAACUCAUAUUUUAUU